Molecule: messenger RNA, 1014 nt
Organism: Pipistrellus nathusii (Nathusius's pipistrelle)
Lineage: Eukaryota; Metazoa; Chordata; Mammalia; Chiroptera; Vespertilionidae
Source: the annotation of a GenBank genome assembly
AUGCCGGGAGCCGGAGCGCGCAGUGGCGGCAGCGGCGGCGGCGACGGCACCCACAGCGGCGGCAACAGCGGGGACGCGAGCGGGGCGGUGACCGUGUGGGAGGUGGUCUCGCUCUUGGGGAAGCUGCUGGGCACCGUCGCCGCGCUGAAGGUGGUCCUGUACCUGCUCCGGGUGUGCUUAGCGAUGGCCUGGAAAUCCGGCGGCGCCAGCCACUCGGAGCUGAUCCACAACCUUCGCAAAAAUGGAAUCAUCAAGACAGAUAAAGUAUUUGAAGUAAUGCUGGCUACGGACCGUGCCCACUAUGCAAAAUCUAACCCUUAUAUGGAUUCUCCACAAUCAAUAGGUUUCCAAGCAACAAUCAGUGCUCCACACAUGCAUGCAUAUGCACUAGAACUUUUAUUUGAUCAACUGCAUGAAGGAGCUAAAGCUCUUGAUGUAGGAUCUGGAAGUGGAAUCCUUUCUGCAUGUUUUGCACGUAUGGUUGGAGCUAGUGGAAAAGUCGUAGGAAUUGAUCACAUUAAAGAGUUAGUAGACGACUCAAUAAACAAUGUCAGAAAGGACGAUCCUACACUUUUGUCUUCAGGAAGAGUGCAACUGGUUGUGGGGGACGGAAGAAUGGGAUAUGCUCAAGAAGCCCCUUAUGAUGCUAUUCACGUAGGAGCUGCAGCCCCCGUUGUGCCCCAGGCACUAAUAGACCAGUUAAAGCCUGGUGGAAGAUUGAUACUGCCUGUCGGUCCUGCUGGUGGAAAUCAGAUGCUGGAGCAGUACGACAAGCUGCAAGAUGGCAGUGUGAAAAUGAAGCCUCUGAUGGGAGUGAUCUACGUGCCUUUAACAGAUAAAGAAAAGCAGUGGUCCAGGAUUUCCAGUACUAUGUUGAAUAAAACUGGCAAGAGUGGGCAUCCUUGUCUUGUUCCUGAUCUUACAGGAAAAGCUUUCAGCUUUUCACCGUUGAGUAUGAUGUUAGCUGUGGGCUUGUCAUAUGUGGCCUUUAUUAUGUUGAGGGACGAACUGUAA